This is a messenger RNA of Brenthis ino (lesser marbled fritillary), 975 nucleotides long. NCBI's taxonomy places the organism in Eukaryota, Metazoa, Arthropoda, Insecta, Lepidoptera, Nymphalidae. The record is from the annotation of a GenBank genome assembly.
AUGGCAAAUAGGCAACUUUGGGGUGAAUUUGAAGACGACGAUAAUGAUGAGACAGUACUUCAAACUGUUAACUUUAAUCCAAUUAUUGAGCUGGGUAUGCAGAAUAUUCCCGAAAUACCAAUUACAGUGAAAUCUUCACCAAUCGAAUUACCUAAAGCAAAUUUAAUCACGCAUACUAUACAACUACAUGCUUAUUCGAGACAAUUGUCUGCUAUUAUUGAUAGGACUGAAGCGGCUAUAUACGAAGGCGCGAGAAUAGACACUUUGAGCUUACCGAAUCCACCACCAGAACCAAUUUUAAAAAUAGAACAUGUAGCAGUACCUCCUAUAAACUUUCUUCCCAAAGAAUAUUGUGACUUCUCCUUAGGAAAGGGGCCUGUGAUUUUACCUUUUACUCCAGAAAGUCAUAAACGAGCUUUGCGACAGUGUGCAGCUAUAGCCAUAGGCCAUGUUGGUUUUGCAGCAUCUACAAAUACUGCCUUGACUGCUGUAGCAGAUUAUUUAGAUAUUUAUUUGUCAAAUAUGUGUAAACUAAUGAGAACUGUAGUGGAUAGAGAAGCUAGUGGACUCAAUUCAGGUUUCCCGGAUGUUAUUUCUAAGGUUUUCACGGAACUAAAUGUUGGUAACUUACACGAUUUUUAUGAGAAUCGUGUCAUCAAAUACCAUGAAAAGAUAAAGAGUAAAUGUGAAGAACAAAGAAAUCACUGUGAAGCUUUAACAAUUGGUGAAAUUGCUCCACAACUAAAGCUUGAAGAAGUACCAGAAUUACAUUUUCCUGCUGCACUAGAUGGUGCCUUUACACCAUCUCUGGAGCCUGGUUUUCAAAUGCUACACAGCUUGGAACAAGAACAGCUUCAAGGCCUAGAACUACUGGAUGCUGUCCCAGAUGAUAUAAAAGUAGAGUCCAUGGAAUUCUCACAAUCAGAAACAACUAAGUUACCUACGCUAUCCCCUACUGCUAAGAAAAAAAGAAAA